CUCACGAGAUAAAUUGUUUCAAUUGUCAUGACAAAGUCAAGGAUGGUGUCUUUUACGUACAUGAAUGUUUCAGUAUUUUCUGCUCCAAGUGUAUCGUGAAAGAUGAACAUGUAUGUAUGAGCUGUGGAGAACCAGCCAGUAAAUCUGACAGUGUGGAAAUUCGUGUUACUCCACCAUGUAAAUUUCAUGAACAAGGAUGUAAUGGAAAUGCAAUUUUCAAAUGUUCUUGUAUACCUGAUGGAUUUCUCUGUAAUUUACAUUUACUCGAGAUACAUUCAAGAAUUUUGACAACUCCUUGUACACCUUUACAACUGGUUCGUGGACAUGAAAAAUUAACACUCAAGCCGUGCGAUGAAUGUAAAAAGUUUAGAAGCGAAUUCAUCACUCACGAGAAUAAGCACCUUUGCUAUUACUGUAGCAAGAACUCGAACGUGAUCAUGAAAGUGGAAGAAAAAGCUUUGAAGUCGAUGAUUGAAAAAGCUGAACGAGUUAAAAAUAUAAUUCAAUGUAAGAUUUCAAAAGCUAUUUCAGUCACAAAUGAUGUGUCCUCGAUAAUCGCGGAAGAAGAUGAAAAAAUUAAUCAAGUGGUCAAGAAAAUAAGAGAAAAUCAUGAUGCCUUCAUCGAAUUUCACAUGAACAUGAAAGACAUGUAUGAUGAAGAACGUAAAAUUGCUGAAAAUGCAAUCACAAACUUAACAUCUGAGACUGGUAACCUCAUCGAGAUUUUUCGUUCGUUAACAACCGAAAAAGUUAAGCUCUUGGAUUUCAAAUCCGUGGAAAAUCUGUUUGACAGGUACAUGGGAAGUUUACCUUCGUGGCCUGUAACUCGCCAAAAGUUCAUGUUCACGGACGCUGAGGGUAAACCAAUUGAUGGCUAUGGACAAAGAGUCAUGAUUACUUAUCCAGCUGAGUUUGGAGAUUCAGAUUCAACGGAAAUUGAUGAUACAAAUGUAGAUGUUGAAGCUGUUGAAACAACUGUUGACAAAAACACGAAGACUCAUGAACCUGUACCUGUUAAGUCUAGAAUCAUCAUGAAUCUUGAAAGUACACGACCUUCUUCAAGAGCAACGGAAAGUUCGUGUUCAUCAGAACCCGUAGCUUCAACAAGUAAACAACAUGCUCAAGAUCAUGAACACGAUCCGAUUUCAAAGACAUUUGAUUUAACUCCUCAUCCGAACCAAAAUUUUGCACAUUCCAUUGUUACAAGAGUCAUCAGCCCGUUUCAUGUUUGUAUGACUAUUCCAGAGUUUACCGAAAAAAGAAUUGAAAUCAUCGACUAUAUUGACAAGCACUCGGAGAUGUGGCAACCAGUUCUCCAUCUUUAUGUAGGCGCUAAUGUAAUUGUACAAGAUCCUGGUAUGAACACGAAACCAUACAAGCGAGCGAAAGUUAAAUACAUUAAUUACGAAGAUGGAUCUGUAAAAGUAAAUUUACUUGAUUAUGGGUUCGACAUCGUGAAAAAAGACAUGGACAUUGGAUACUUGGUAGGUAAACACCCGAAAAUGCCUACACAAGAAUACGCAUUUCGUGCAAAGCUGAUUGGAAUAAAGCCAUUGUCUAACUUCUCCUUCCCGUCAACGGUCAAACGAUGUGGAACAAGCUUCUUGAAUUCAUUGAUCGAAAAACAUGGAGCUCUCGUACAUGUAUCACGAAUCGCUUGUGAUCAAGAAAGUUUCAUGUUUUGUCACAUUAAAAGCAAAUUCGAUGGACAAGAACACGAUUGGUCUAAUAUGCUGUUAGAAAGAGGAAUGGCAAUUGAAUACACGGCGAACAAUGGUUGUUAUCUUCCAGACAGAAAUUAUUGUCAUUUGUUUCAUUCCGGAGCCUCUUGUCGUGGAUCAUGUUGGCGAGUACAUGACUGUCCCUUCUGCUGGGAGCAACAUUCAUUGAAAUAUUGCAAGAAAUUCGCGGACAAGGUAAAUUCAUGAACAUGUUAAAAAAUGAACAGAGCAACC
Molecule: messenger RNA, 1955 nt
Organism: Panonychus citri (citrus red mite)
Lineage: Eukaryota; Metazoa; Arthropoda; Arachnida; Trombidiformes; Tetranychidae
Exons: 2
Coding region: 117-1928 (603 amino acids)
Source: RefSeq, a predicted model, not a curated record